GAACUUUUCGAGGCGGAGUGUUUGGAAUGGGACGGUGCUUCAAGCUAUUCAAUCAAUGAUGUUCCUCAACUAUCAUAAAUUCCUCACUACGAGUUUCCGUAAUUACAAUGCCAAGAAACUGCUUCCGAGGUACGAUAUAGUAAUUGUCGGUGGUGGGAUGGUUGGAUUUGGUUUGGCUGCCGUUGCAGCGGCCUCCAAAUUUCUCGGCAAGAAAAAUAUUUUAUUACUAGAAAGUUCUGGUAAAAAAACGUAUCAACGUAAAGAAGAAUAUGAAAAUCGUGUUGUUGCUCUUAACGACCUUUCGGUAAACAUGCUGAAAAAUAUUGGUGUUUGGGAAUUUAUUCAGUCAUUCCGUUCUCAGCCUGUAAAUAAAAUGAAAGUAUGGGAAACAAAGUCAAACCUUUACUUAACAUUUCAACGUGAUCCCUUGGCAUAUAUAGUAGAAAAUGAUUUGGUUAUUGAGUCACUUCGUAAUCAUCUGGAAUCGAUUAGUAAUUCUUCAAAUGUGACAAUAGUAUAUGAAGCACAAGCUGAAAACAUUCAACUACCUUCUCGAGACCAACCAGAACAUUUAGUUCGAUUAGACGUUCAACAAAGGACACAGAAUAAACGGGAAACUGUUGAAACAGAUCUACUUGUUGGUGCUGAUGGGUUCAAUUCACUUGUCCGUAAAACAGCUAAUAUUCAUACAAUUGGUUGGAAUCAUAAUCAAAAAGCAAUUGUAGCAACUUUAAAAUUGGAACAGGCUAAUAAUGAGUCUAUCGCUUGGCAAAGGUUUCUACCAACAGGCCCAAUUGCAUUACUCCCAUUAUCGAAAGAAUAUACAUCAUUGGUAUGGAGUACAACUUCGUCCGAAGCUGAUCGUCUCAUGAAUUUAAAAGAUUCAUAUUUUAUUCAAGAGUUGAAUGACUGUUUGACUAAACCUAGUGAAUCGAUGUCACAAAUUGGUACAGUUCUCAGUAACGUGGGACAAUGUUUUGCUAGUGUUGUUGAUUACUUUGGUAAUCAAAUAAAAUCUACAGACAAUGAAAGUGAAUCCAGCUCAUUUUCAACACCAUCAGUAGCAUCAAUCCAACCAAAUACGAAAAGGGCUUGUUUCCCUCUAGGUUUUCAACAUGCAACAUUUUGUUCAGCUACUCGUGUAGCACUAGUGGGUGAUUCUGCUCAUCGAAUACUACCACUUGCUGGUCAAGGUGUUAAUCUUGGUUUCGGCGAUGUUGUUUCACUGGUUAGACAUUUAGAAGAAACUGUUUUUCAUGGAGCUAAUAUUGGAAGUUUAGCUUAUCUUAAAGAUUAUACAAAUGAACGACAAAGAAUUAUAGUACCAUUAGCUGGUACAUUAGAAUUAAUUAAUUUAUUAUAUUCUACUGAUGUAUAUUGUAAACAAAAUGUCAAUGAAUCAUCUAUUUGCCAUAAUUCUCAAAUAUCAUAUUUAAUAAAUAAGUUUAUCACAAAUAUUCGUGGAACUGGAAUGAGUACUAUUCAAUCUAGUCAAGUAUUAAAGGUCAGUUAAUUUCAUAGGGUCAUUAUUUUAUAAUUAACAACUUUGUAUAUACAUAUUAACGAAUUCUUUCUUCCUAAUUCAAUUUGAAGUGUUAAUUAGUCGUAGAGAAAAGUUGACCCCCAAUUUACUCUUAUCUAAUUAUUGCUUUGAGAAUUAACACAAAAAAUGUUUAUACAUUUUUGUUCAUUUUUAACCUAAUUAGUCAAUCAGUCACCUGAACAACUGCCAAAAGCUCCUAGAUCUUUAAGAUCAUCAGUUACCAUAAAAAUAGCUGCAAUUUUCAAAUUAAAUCAACAUUGAAAAUAAAGUCUCCAGUGUAUUUACUCACUCUGUGCUUUUGAGACACAGAUUUCUGUGAGCUAAGAAACUGCCUACAAAGUCAAUGCCUCAGGCAUAAAUAAAAUUUAUGAAUAACUAUGGCAUAGAUACAUCCACCGCUAAUCUUACAAAUUUUAAACAUUUAGUCACCUGAUAUUUUUCUUCACGUGGUGCUUUCUAUGAAACUGCUGCACAAUAAUGUAGAAACUUUUCGGUAAAUCUUAUUCAAAUAUAUCGAAAUUCCUAAUUAAAUUAAUAAACUCACAUAACUCUAAUAGAUUGUUUUUACUCAAUCAUUAAAAAUAUCUAAUGCUAUACUGUACAGCUAUCGCUUUGGUUUGACUCAAUAUCAUUAGUUUUGUGAAUUGGUUGGUAUAGUUUAAUUAGCAUUUAUCUGUUCAUUUAGUCUAUAGCUAUCUACAAAUAUCUUCUAUGGACACGCUACGGUAGCGCAUCUCAAACACCUUCUUUAUACACCACUCGUCCACUAAGUGGGCGAAAAAAUCUCCCACAAAUCGAACAUUGAAAUAUAGACGCGCUACAAGUUAAUGGACAUGCAUCGUUUUUUCUUUUAAUGUUGUCUGACAUUAGUUAGCAACGUGUGUAUGUAGUAAUGAGGAAGCCACACAACGGAUUAUAUCAACAUUAAAAUCUAGCAGUAAUAAAUUAGUUGAUAAUAAGCUAUUAGAUCUAAAUAAGUUCUUCUUUUUGAAUGUAACUAAUUCCAUUAAUAAUUUAAUCCGUUACAUACAAACAAGAUAUUACUUUGAAUUAAUAAUCAGUAACAGUUUAUUAGUGCUGAACGGUAACCAAAGCCUAAUAAUUUUUACACACUUAACCCAACAGGUUUUCGCGAUAAACUGCUAAUACAAAGCUUUUAAUGUGAUUGAUAGCAUUUAUUUGGGGAUUCUGUGGCCUCAAGGGGAAUAUUUCCUUUCCGCUGUCACAGACACUGACUAUUAAUGCAUUAGAAUAUAAGUAUGUUUCUUAUUUGUUUCAGUCUAAUAAAAAGCAAAUCUUUCCGUAUAGAUUUCUAUUUAGUAUUUCAUUUGAUACCCAUAUCUGAAUCGCAUUAAAUAUUCCCGAGAAGUGCAAAACAUUUUAGAUAACAUAAUUCAGUGAGUCGUUUACAGCAACUUACAUCGCUAGCCAGAAAAAUAUUUAGCAAGAAGGAAAAGCUAAGAUUGAUGAAAAUAAAAAAUCACACUCAUACAUGUAGUUACUGAUUGGGAUGUGUAGGAAAGUGCACAUCUUCCCCAAAUUUAUGACAUGACAAAAACUAGUCAUCCCAGUCAGUAUAUAUUUUUUGCAAACUUUAAAUAUUUUUACCGUACUUUACUUCGAAUUUCCCAGAUAAUAGGGACGCAAUACUAUACCUUUCUUGUGUUAUAGUAGAUACAGAACUAAUUGCCCUUAAUGAUUAUAUAACGUUUAGUGUUUUAGUGUACACACUUCGCUGCCUUUCUUUUUUGCAGGAAUUUUUGAUGGGAGUCGCUGUCACUGGACAAAUCGGAACAUCACAAUCAAAAUCCACUUAUUGCUUGUAGUUGGAUUAUUUCUGUAAUUUGUUUAUACUAGAAAUAAUAUACUCCAGUUGAUUUUAUAAGGUUGAAUGUAAAGCAUAGGAAAAACGUAUUUUGAGCAAACGGCAGCUCAUUUGGGUUGCAUUACAUAUAUAUCAUAUUAUAGCUUCGGAAAGAGUCCAUGGAACCUGCUAAGAAUAAAUAUUCAUAAAUACACGAUUAGUUGGGUCUAUCCAUGGUGUUAGGAUGUUGAAACAUUUUUAGAUAUGUAUUGAACUCAGUUGUCUAGUUCUUCAAUACGUUGGUAAUUUCGUUAAUUCAAUUUAGGACCGUCCGUACGAUAAUAUCCCUGAUUAAGUAUGUACGCUAUUAGUUUCAUAACCAUUUCUGUAAAGCCAGCAAACAAAAAUUCUUACAUAAGACACAAGUAUCUCUUCAAGUAUAAACUCAAUGUCUACUUGAUAUUAGUUCAAACUGACAUCACGAAUGGAUCAAUGUUUGACUACCAUGGAAAACCUGGGAGCACUGGACGGUGGCUUCAUCCUAGUAUGGGGCUCAGAAGCGCGCAUCUACGAUACCGUACGCGGGAUUCGAACCUAGAAUUUUCGGUCUUGCGCGCGAAUACUUAACCUUUAGACCACUGAGCCGGUAUCCAACAGUGUUGACACCUAACUUCAAUGAAUCUACAAUAUCGCGCGACCGUCGACUAUUGUCUUCAGUAAGUAACUACUACGCAACAGACACUGCUGAACUCCACUGGCCACAGCUUCUUACUAGAACUCCAGAAAUUUCAUCUUGAUUUAUUCACGAUAUCAAUUUAAACUCAACAAUCUCCACAACUCUAUACUGGUUGUUUACUUCAUACUUGAAAUUUAUUUUGUCAAAGCCGUUCUAGAAAGUUAGUCUCCCACUAUAUUACGCAACAUUUUGUAUCAAACAUUUUUCUGAAAACAUAAAAUUACACAUGUAAUUAGAAUUAGCUACUUCCCUUCCGCCCUUAAAGUAUGAGGUCCGUUUAAUGAGAUAAAUAUCUUUUUUGCUGUGUUAAAUGGAAAUCCUCUAUAAGUGAUAGGCAGGCGGUCUACCCCUACAUUCAUUUACCAAAGUUUAUUUUUGUAGCAAAGUACUUUAACAGUGUACUAUUACUAAGAUAGCCUCAGUGUUCAAUGUUGAUCGAAUUCCAUCGACCACGUUGCAAUAUGACCAACAUCCUAAAUAAUUUGACAUCCUGUGCACUACCUGAUUUUAAGCAGUUGGAAGCAACCAACAUAAAACAUUGCUCGGGGCAUCUUUCUGAUGCGCGUCUUACAACAAGGAUAAUUCACUUUGUAUUUUGGAACCACGUAACUGCUGGAGUAUUCAGGCUUUAUCUAGCACUGCAAUAGUGCACGCAAGGUUCAGUGACUUGGACCAGUGAUCGCGUCGCAGCAUAUGACUAAACAUACAUGAAAUAAAUCUGCAUUAAACGUCGGACUUGAACUGAAUAGCUCAGUGUCGACUUUGAAACUUGGUUAUCUAUGUUAGAAUGCCUCAAAUAGUAUCCAACCUACAAAUAUGAGAUGUUCUUAUGGAGACCCUUUCCCCUGAGAUUUCAGAUAAUUACAAACAGAGGAUUUGGUCCUACUACAUCCACAAAUUCACAAGAUAAGGGCAUUAUUUUAUAACUACGGAUCACGGAAGAACCGCGUGUCCACAAACUGAUAUAAAGUCUAGUGAAUCUUCAAAGUGAAACCAUCACAUAUACAUACCCAGACCUCAAAUAUGCACGAAACACUUUUGACUCGAAAUUUUAUACUCACUAGAAUGGCUUGUAAUGAUGUAAUAUGGCUCAUUAGUAAGUCACAGUAUCCUAACCGGAUGAGUUGGACUGUGUCCUAACGAAGGACAAGACGAAUAAAUACUCCGAAAGAUUUCAAGAUUACAACCCCUGAAGUUGUUUACAUCUCUAGCAGUUCAACCAUUACGAAAGCAGUGAAAUCAAAGAAUCUUUGUAAUUAUGUCGCAUGUGGACACCCAACCGUUGCUGCUACCUUGAUGUGG
Molecule: messenger RNA, 5385 nt
Organism: Schistosoma rodhaini
Lineage: Eukaryota; Metazoa; Platyhelminthes; Trematoda; Strigeidida; Schistosomatidae
Source: the annotation of a GenBank genome assembly